Molecule: messenger RNA, 3173 nt
Organism: Maniola jurtina (meadow brown)
Lineage: Eukaryota; Metazoa; Arthropoda; Insecta; Lepidoptera; Nymphalidae
Product: zinc finger protein 271-like
Exons: 2
Coding region: 188-2593 (801 amino acids)
Biological process (GO): regulation of immune system process; negative regulation of transcription by RNA polymerase II; regulation of cytokine production
Source: RefSeq, a predicted model, not a curated record
AAAGUUAUCCACAAAUGCAUGCAUGGUAACAUUCAAUUGUAGCACAAAUUACAAAUAUGAAAUAUCAAAUCAAAACAAAAAUGAGGCUGACUUGCGUCUAAAAAUUAGUUCCUUGAUUUCUUUAAUUAUUUAAAAUCAGGUAUUAGUGUUUAAGUGUAUUAUAUUCCAUGUUAAAACAUUUUAUAAAAUGCAGUGCUUUGCGCCUUUUUGUAAAAAUAAAAAUGAGCCGAAUCGCGAGUCUGAAUCUCUGGGCAUUACUUUCCAUAAGUUCCCCACGUCACGCGGAAUCCGCGCAACCUGGCUCCAAGCUCUCGGUAAACAAGGAUCUCCCUUGCCACGCGGCACAGUAGUUUGCUCACAGCAUUUCCUUACUGAGGACUUCUCAGAAACUAGAAGUGGAUCAAAGAAAAUGCGGCUUGGAGCUGUUCCUUUUUUCAUACAUGAAAUAGAAACACCUAAUAUUAAUCAAAAACCAACAAAUUCAGAUAAACAGGUAGAAAUAGACAUUGCGCAUGGAAUUGUGAACAAAGUUGAAAUCAACAAUGAAAUCAACAAUGAAAAAGCAGAUAACUCUAAACUUAGUGUGGAUACUGGAACAAUAUUUAAACAAGAACCCUUAGACCAAGAUUGCAUGGAGACUUGUGCUAAUGUUUACGACUCACACUUUGAUGUAUUUAAGAAAGAAUUAUGUGGCAACACUUCAGAAAUGGAAAAUUUAAGAGACAAUCAAAUUCAUACUCCAAUUACAAUACCUUUAAAUUCCGACAAGCCAACUCAAAUGAAUACAAACAAAGAAAAGUGCAAAAAGUUGAUCCUUUUGGAAGGAGUUAAUUUGGAAUCUCACUCAACUGUACAUAGUAACAAUGAUGCAGUAGAAAAUGUAUCUGCAUCUACUUAUUGUGAUAUUAAGGGAAAUCAAUCAAUUGCACCCAACAGCGAUAAAAAAGCAUUUAUUUGUGACAUUUGUCAGAGUACAUUUGAACAAAAGCAUUAUUUAGUUCAUCAUAUGAGAACGCAUACUGGAGAGAAAGCUGUUGAGUGCAAUGUAUGUCAGGCAAAAUUAAAGACUAGUGCCACUUUGAUGAAACACAUGAAAACUCACACAAAAAGUGCUCUAAAUUCACAUUUGGAGACUCUUGCUGGUGUAAAAACUUAUUUUUGUAAACAGUGUCAGUGUAAAUUCAAAGGCAAAACUGCUAUGCAAAAUCAUAUUAUGAGGACUCACAUUGGUGAGAAACCCUUUACAUGUACAAUCUGUAAACAAGAAUUUCAGCACAAAAGUUAUUUAGUUGCUCACAUCAAGAGGGUGUACAGUAAUGAGAAAAGUAAUUAUGUUUGCAAAUUUUGUAACUUUAAAACUGAGUGGAAUUGUGACUUUUUGAUUCACAAGAGAACUCACUCUGGUGAAAAAUAUCAUUGCAACAUGUGUCAGUCCAAAUUUAAAACGAGUACGAGUUUACUGACACACAUGAAAAUUCAUACUGGCGAGAAAACAUAUUUUUGUAACAAGUGCGAGUUUAAAUGUAUAAAGAAAUAUUCUUUUACAUGUCACAUGAGAAUUCACACUGGGGAAAGACCUUUUGCAUGUUCGCAUUGCCCGUAUAAAGCUUCCAUGAGAAAUACUUUAAUUUUACACUUGCGAACACACACAGGGGAGCGACCUUACACUUGUAAAUUUUGUAACUUUAAAUGCAAGAAUGCAAGUUCUCAUGUAUGGCACAUGAGGACUCACACUGGGGAGAAGCCUUUUUCAUGUACAUAUUGUGACUACAAAUGUGCAAAUACAAGUUCUUUAAAAACACACAUGAUGAGACACAAUGGUGAAAAACCUUAUUGUUGCAAUGUUUGUCAGCAUAAGUGUGUAACCAGUAGCUGUCUAAAGAGGCAUAUGAUGACACACACUGGGGAGACACCCAUUAGUUGUAAAUAUUGCCAGUAUAAAUGUACAGAUAGAAGUACAUUAAUAUCACAUAUGAGGCGUCAUAGUGAUGAAAGACCUUAUUCUUGCAACAUUUGUCAGCUUAAAUUUAAAAGCAGUAGCUCUCUUAAAAGUCAUAAGACAAUACACACUGGAGAUAAACCUUUUUGUUGCAAAUAUUGCCAAUACAAAUGUAGGGAGAAAGGAACUCUAACUUCCCACUUGCGGACUCACACUGGUGAGAAACCAUAUCAUUGCCAGCAUUGUGACUUUAGAUGCACCCAAUACGGCAGUUUAACAAGCCAUUUAAGAACUCACACUAAAGAGAAACCAUAUUCUUGUCUGCAUUGUGACUUUAAGUGUUCACAAAAAAGAGGUCUAAAAAGGCAUAUGAAGACUCACACAGAUGAAAAACCUUAUUCUUGCAGUUUUUGUCAAUUUAAAUCUCUACAGCGCAGCAGUAUCAAGAGGCACAUGAGGACUCACACUGGGGAGAAACCGUAUUGUUGUCAGCAUUGUAACUUUAGAUGUGCGCAAAGUAGUAGUUUAAAAUCUCAUUUUAAGACACACACUGGUGAAAAACCUUAUACUUGUGAUGUGUGUCAAAAUAAAUAUGCAAGUAAAAGCAGUUUAAGAAAACAUAUUAUGAAGACUCACAUUAAUUGUUUACAAUAGUAAAAUGUCAGUGUUCUAGCAAGCAUAAGCUUGCUUAUUGUAUAAGUAUGUUACUGUCAGAACUUAUUAAGGGGCGACGAUACGAGUCUUAGCGGCGUACCUUAUUUAAAACACUAGAGGUAGGGCAGAUAAGACUGCAUUGAGUCGCGGGACUCAGAUUUAAACCCACUUUCUGAGUUUAAACUUAUAUUUUUAGAUAAUCUUUUUCAGUCAAAACUACUUUUGACUAAUGUUAUUUAUCAAAAUUAGUUUGGACUAUAAUUUAGACUAUGGCAAGAGUUUUAAUGGUAACAUAUUAUAACGAGAUUUGUGUACAACCAAAUAAGACCAAUAAAGCUUGUUUCCUAGAAUAGUUGUGCUAUCAACUUGGUGUUGCUGUAUCUACUCUACAUAGCAACCUCACUGGGCAAAACUUGGAUCACUCCAUUUGUCUCAAGGCCCAUUUCUUCAGAAACAGGUUGAUAUGUAAAGGUGAAAUCAGCAUAUAGUAAUACUUUAGUAAUAAGCAUAAGCACAUAGUACUUUUUUCAAUAUACUUUUAUUAAACAAAAUAAAAUCUUUUUAUCCUAACUAACAUACA